Messenger RNA from Phaeoacremonium minimum UCRPA7, 801 nucleotides. Its product is annotated as putative duf159 domain-containing protein. NCBI's taxonomy places the organism in Eukaryota, Fungi, Ascomycota, Sordariomycetes, Togniniales, Togniniaceae. The transcript is spliced from 3 exons. Gene Ontology annotation, biological process: DNA damage response. The coding region runs from base 1 to 801 and encodes 266 amino acids. Gene Ontology annotation, molecular function: single-stranded DNA binding. The record is from RefSeq and is a predicted model, not a curated record.
AUGAAGUGGGGACUCAUUCCUUUCUGGACAAAACGCAAUCCAGACUACGGCUCGAUGCUCAAGACGAUUAACUGCCGAGACGACUCGCUGGCUAUGGCUGGUGGGAUGUGGGCAUCGAUGAAGGGACGAAAGCGAUGUAUUGUGAUUGCACAGGGGUUCUAUGAGUGGCUGAAGGUGGGUAAGGAUAAGGUACCGCAUUUUGUCAAGAGGAAGGACGGUCAUCUCAUGUGUUUUGCGGAUGAUGACCAGAAAAAUUACACUUAUACGAUAAUAACGACAGAUUCCAACAAACAACUCAAAUUCCUACACGAUCGCAUGCCCGUUAUACUCGAUCAUGGCUCAGAAAAGAUGAAGAAGUGGCUUGAUCCAUCGCGAUAUGAAUGGUCGAAGGAGCUACAGGAUAUUCUGAAGCCAUUCGAUGGCGAGCUCGAGGUGUAUCCGGUGAGCAAAGAUGUCGGGAAAGUUGGCAACAACUCGCCAUCUUUCAUUAUUCCCAUUGCUAGCAAAGAGAACAAGUCGAAUAUAGCGAACUUCUUUGCCAACGCCAAAGGGGGUAAGAAGGACAGUCAGGAGACUCCUUCACCAGCGAAAGUGAAGCCCGAAGUUGAAGUCAAGAAAGAAUCGGGAAAUACAUCUAUCAAGGAGACGAAGACGGUUGAGGAAGUUGCUCAGCAUGCAGAUGACGGCGACCCCAACGAAGAAGCUAUCUAUGCAGCCGUCGCCGUCGCCCACGAAAACAAAGACAGCAUCACCGAGCAAGCUGGGGAGGGCGAAGAUCAGUGCGACAAGCAACGGCACUAA